Brassica napus (rape) is the source of this 2812-nucleotide messenger RNA. RefSeq lists its product as uncharacterized. NCBI's taxonomy places the organism in Eukaryota, Viridiplantae, Streptophyta, Magnoliopsida, Brassicales, Brassicaceae. The transcript has 2 exons. The record is from RefSeq and is a predicted model, not a curated record. The coding region runs from base 2111 to 2452 and encodes 113 amino acids.
UUCUAAGGGUUCGUCGGAAAUGCGUCGGUAAAUACCGACGGAAUACCGACGGACAUUAUCAAUUUAGAGUUUCGGUUUCUUACAGGUAUGUUUUUUUUACAGUUGUAUUAAAUAUCAUAUAUAACAUCAGACAACAAAUCUACCCAUUGUAUUCUCACAGUUUUAAAACUUUGAACAUGACAUAUAUAUAAUCAUUCAAUCAAAACCGUUCGAACAACAUCAUACACUUUUAAGUUGGCUUGUGCCAGUUCUCAGAAGUUGUAACACUCAAAUAAAUUUAUAACAUUUUUUUAGAAUGUUUUAUGAUUAUAUAACAUAAUAUAUCGGUUUUAGAAAGUCGUAUAACAAAUAUAAAUAAUUUCGACACCCUGUGUAAACUCUAAACCGUAAUCCGUCGGUAUCUCGUCGGAAUAUUCCGACAAAUAACCGACGGAAUUAACUAUACCGACGAAGAACAGACGGAAAUGGUCGUCGGUAUUUAGAAAAUUACCCAGGUGAAGCUGUACCGCGCAAAGUUUCAGCGAACCGCCAAUAUUAAAAAACCGACGGAUUUCCGACGGGUAUAUUAAAUACCGACGGAAAAAACCCGUCGGUAAUCCGUCAGUUUGUUAAAUGAAUACAUAAGAGAAAAUCUCUUCUUUUUCCUCAUUUUUUCCCCUUUUUUCUCUCUCUCCGCCCAACCCCUCCUCCUCCCUCGCGAUUUCCGGCGAUUCCCUCCUCCUCCCUCGCGAUUUCCGGCUAAAUCCCCCAAAUUCGACCUCCUCUUUCACCCAGUCAUGUAAGAUUUUCAAUUCCUUUAACUUUGCUCAUGGGAUUUUAAAGGUUACAAUGUUAGUUUUAGGGUUUAUGUGAUUUUGAGAUUGAUUAGGGAUUUGGGAGUUAGUUUAGGGCCGGGAUUGAAGUUUUGAUUUAGGAUUUGUGUGAUUGAAGUUAUAGAUUUUGAAGUUAUUGAAGUUAUAAAGUUUUUUUUUAAUAAAAUGUUUUUAAUUAUAUAAAAAUCGUUUUUAUUUAUAAAAAAAUCAGCAUAUGGUAUAAAAAAUAUUUUUUUCAUUAUAAAAAUUCGUUAAAUAAAUUAUAAAACACAUUUUAAUUAUUAUAAAAAUAUUUUAAUUAUAAAACGUUUCUAAAUAAUAAAAAAGCUUACUAAUGUUUUUUUUGUAGGGAUGAACCACCUCCUCUUAUACUUAGACGUCGUUCUCGCCGGGGUACUUCUUCAGUCACUCAGAGUACUCAGAGUACGUCACCCGCUAGUAGCCCAGUUGCAGCUACCACUCCUCCAGCAGCCCCCACCCCUCUAGCAGCCCGCACCCCCCCUUCUGUAGCUUCCGGCCCUUCUCAAAGUUCAAGAGGAGGAGGAUUGCCUACUACGAUGACUGUUGCGGAGUUAGUUAGGCAACCUGGCCGAGAAUCGCUUCAGCGCCUUGAUCCAAAUUAUCUUAUUGUCCCAAACACCACUUGGUAAGUAUUUGUUUUAAAAGGUUCUUUCAUUUUAUAUUCAUCUUUUACAUUUAAUUGUGUUUGGUUUUAUUUCGUAGGUUUGAUUUGUCUGGCAAUGGUAUCACCAACAGCCUUCUUAGGAUGGAGUACACGAUGCUAAAGCGUGGUUAUCCAACUUUCUAUGACAUGCCUGACGAAGAUCAAGAAAUUUGGUUUCGGCAAUUUGCGGUAUACGUUGUCAAUUUUUAAUAUUAUAAAAAAAAUUUCUACAAUUGUAACUUUCUAAAAAAAAAUUUGUAUUUAUUUUGCAGCAAGAGUUCACUUGGGAAUCAGGGAUUACAGAACAAGUGAAAAUUGUUUUCCGCCGCAAAGCAGCUUCGCACUACACCAAGCGGAUCAAUGAGUGGAAGCAAAAAUUCGAUGUUGGCGAGGUCCCGAAGCACAUCAACCCAGACGUUUGGCGGGAUUUGUGUGCUCAUUGGACGAAAGAUGAGACAAAGUCUUUGUCGACAAUCAACUCGCAAAAUCGGUGUAGCGGGCGUGGCGGGAAAGGGAUGUUUGUCCACAACUUAGGGGCAACAAGUUUACAGACCCGAGCACUUCAGCUAGUAAGUUUCUAAUCUGAUUUUCUUAUUCAUUUUUAAAUAUGUGAUACUAAAUAUAUUGUUUUUAGAUGAAGGAAAACGGUGGAGUUCCCGUAGAUGAUUUUACCCUGAUGAAGAACGCCUAUACCAACAAGAAGACUGGGGAGAUUCAGGAUGGACUUAUUAAGGGCGUAAUCCAGGUUGUGGAAAAUCGAAAAGUGGAUCUCCUCGCGACUCAAGCUUCUAUGUGUGAAGAAGGCGAUUCUGCAUCUUCCAACUCCUUAACCGUAGAGCAACUCAACAACCUUGUUCUCGAGGCUGUUCCAAAGAAAAAGGGCCGUUAUGUUGGAUUGGCUCGUUCGACCGGAGGGGCUUCUUCUUCUUCUUCAGCUCACUAUCCACUCGUUGAUGAGCUUAUGGAGCAGAUUUAGACCAAGGAUACGGUGAUUGAGUUUCUGAAGAAGGACAAUGCUGAAAUCCGGGUUGAGCUGCAGCAAAACCGAACGACUAUGGAGGAAAACAAUGUUCUCACCCAGACCUUGUUGCAGAAGUUUAGGACCCGAUUCGGUGAAGACUUUUAGUUGUUUUUUAAUUUUCAAAAACUUUUUAUAACUUUAAUGUAUAAUAAUGUUGAAUUUAUAUAUCUAUAAUGUUUUUAAAUUCUAAAUUAUCAAUUUUUUCCUGAAAUUAAAUUAAGAAUUAUAAAAAUUGUUUUCUUUAAUUAAAAAAGGAAUACCGACGGAUAGAGUUAUCCGUCGGAAUUUCUACAUUUUUCCGACGAAUAAGAUCCA